GAUCGAAUUUAGUAGCAUUGAAAUAUUUUCUUGCGAUGUAUAAGUAAAAUCGAGAUGAUCGCCAUAACAAUCAAAGUCUCUCCGUCCGUUUCUAAAUUGCUGAUGUUCAAGCGUCACUACUUAGUGCGCGAGCGCCGUUGCCGUCAGCAUCGUCAGGCAUCGUUGUUGUCACACUACUUGACUAUUGCCACUAUCGCUGCUACUAUCGCUGCUACUACCGCUGCUACUACCGCUGCUACUGCCGCUGCUACUACCGCUGCUACUGCCGCUGCUACUGCCACUACUACUGCCGCCACCGCUGCUGCCACCGCCGCCACUACCGCGCUAUCGCUACCGCCAAAGAGCGUUUCCUUCAACGGUAGAUCGCACAGUUCGAGCGCAACAGUGGAUCAUUCCAAUAUGAAAGUACUAAUAUUACCAGCGCUUCAAGAUAAUUAUAUGUAUUUGAUUAUCGAUGAAGCGACGCAGGAGGCUGCUAUUGUAGAUCCCGUCGAUCCAGAAGCAGUAACUGCAGCUGUUCAACAAAAUGAUGUUAAAUUGACAAAGGUUUUAACUACUCAUCAUCAUUGGGAUCAUGCUGGAGGAAAUGCCAAAUUAUCCAAGAGUUUCGCUGAUAUUGCGAUAUAUGGUGGAGAUGACAGAAUAGAAGCCAUUAAUCAUAAAAUUAUGCACAGCGAUACAUUUAACAUUGGUAAUUUAUCAAUCAAGUGUCUCGCGACACCUUGCCAUACACGUGGGCACAUUUGUUACUAUGUUACGGGAGGAGGAGGAGGAGAACAUCCACCAGCUGUAUUUACAGGAGACACACUCUUUGCUGGAGGCUGUGGGAAAUUUUUCGAGGGUACCGCAGAUCAAAUGUAUAAGGCACUCGUUGAAAUUCUAGGCUCUUUACCCGAACAGACGAAGGUGUAUUGCGGACACGAAUAUACAGUCAAUAAUCUCAAGUUUGCUUUACACGUGGAACCAGAGAAUGCGACGAUACGACAAAAAUUGGAUAUGGUGCAUACUCAACGCGCUAAUAAUCUUCCAACAGUACCAAGCACUAUCAAAGAUGAAAAGCUCACAAAUCCAUUUAUGAGAGUGCACGAACCGUCCGUUAUGAAACACGCGCAACAAAAUGAUCCCAUUCAGACAAUGUCGUACUUAAGACGCGAAAAGGACAAUUUUAAAGCUUAAUUUUCGACAAAAUGCUUCCCUUUUUAUAUUUAUCGAAUAUUUACAUUGUUGAUAUAAAAUUGAAUUGUAAAAAAGAUACAAGGUGGCCGAACAAACAUGAAAAUUUUAUCUCGCACGUAUGUGCGUGCGUGCAACGCAUCGUGGCGCUCUAUAAUGAAAUAAAUAUCUAUUGUACAUA
Molecule: messenger RNA, 1354 nt
Organism: Solenopsis invicta (red fire ant)
Lineage: Eukaryota; Metazoa; Arthropoda; Insecta; Hymenoptera; Formicidae
Product: hydroxyacylglutathione hydrolase, mitochondrial
Exons: 5
Coding region: 55-1176 (373 amino acids)
Molecular function (GO): hydroxyacylglutathione hydrolase activity; ice binding
Source: RefSeq, a predicted model, not a curated record